CAUGCACAAGAUGAUGUGAAUGUGGACUUGACAAGGAGAUUUGGAACUGUGAAAGUGCGUGACGUGCCUGUGGAACCUAUCAGUCGAAUGAGCCUAUUGAAGAAUAGAAAUAGAAGUGUUCAGAUGUCAGUGAGAGGUGGUAAUACCAGAUUCUCCGAGAUUUUCGAAUACGAUGAGUCAUCAUUCACUUCACAAGGAUCAUCUCCAACCUAUGCUUCGGAAUGUGAACCAGUGUCAAGUCGAAUAAGCUGAUCAAUAAACAAUGUUGAGGUCGACCGCUUCAGUC
Messenger RNA from Trichobilharzia szidati, 286 nucleotides. NCBI's taxonomy places the organism in Eukaryota, Metazoa, Platyhelminthes, Trematoda, Strigeidida, Schistosomatidae. The record is from the annotation of a GenBank genome assembly.